Molecule: messenger RNA, 4485 nt
Organism: Diceros bicornis minor
Lineage: Eukaryota; Metazoa; Chordata; Mammalia; Perissodactyla; Rhinocerotidae
Gene: KCNAB2
Product: potassium voltage-gated channel subfamily A regulatory beta subunit 2
Exons: 18
Coding region: 497-1600 (367 amino acids)
Biological process (GO): transmembrane transport; potassium ion transport; regulation of potassium ion transmembrane transport
Cellular component (GO): extrinsic component of cytoplasmic side of plasma membrane; cytoplasm; membrane
Molecular function (GO): transmembrane transporter binding; potassium channel regulator activity; voltage-gated potassium channel activity
Source: RefSeq, a predicted model, not a curated record
CAUCCUCCACUCUGCGUCGCACUUGCUGCCACCAACUUCCUGGUCGGCCCUGGUCCUCAGUGCUUGCUGUGAGCAGUCGGGUGACUUCGCCUUCCACCUCAUGCACAUGAAAAUGGUUUUGUUUCCGGCCGUUCUGAUCCAGGAGCAGGGCUGAGUGCAGGGCAAGGGGGCCGGUGGCUGGAGGACCUCUUGAAGCCCUUCCCCACCCUGCAGUUGUUUCCUGGAAGGGCGGCCUGUGGUCACCAUGAGGGGCAGGAGGGCAGGGGUGGGCAGGGAGCUCCUGGUGCCUAAGGGGCUUCCUCCCUGCCAGGAAAAGCCGUCAGCACUUCUUGGAAUGGCUGUGGAGAUUCUGGAGCACCCCUGGACUUCCGUUCCCUGCGUCUUGCCCUGACUCGCUGCAGCUCACGCGGUCUGUAAAGCACGGAGGCCACCUCCACCCAGCACUAGAAUCUUCCCUCCGUGAAGAGAACAGGUCGGGACCAGUGAGGCCGGCUCCAUGUAUCCGGAAUCGACUACGGGCUCCCCAGCUCGGCUCUCCCUGCGGCAGACCGGCUCCCCCGGCAUGAUCUACAGUACUCGGUACGGGAGUCCCAAAAGACAGCUGCAGUUUUACAGGAACCUGGGCAAGUCGGGCCUGCGGGUCUCCUGCCUGGGGCUCGGAACAUGGGUGACCUUCGGAGGCCAGAUCACCGAUGAGAUGGCAGAGCAGCUAAUGACCUUGGCCUACGACAAUGGCAUCAACCUCUUCGAUACUGCAGAAGUCUACGCAGCUGGCAAGGCUGAAGUCGUGUUAGGAAACAUCAUCAAGAAGAAGGGCUGGAGACGGUCCAGCCUCGUCAUCACCACCAAGAUCUUCUGGGGAGGAAAAGCGGAGACCGAGAGGGGCCUUUCCAGGAAGCACAUAAUAGAAGGUCUGAAGGCCUCCCUGGAGCGGCUGCAGUUGGACUACGUGGACGUGGUGUUUGCCAACCGCCCGGACCCCAACACGCCCAUGGAAGAGACCGUGCGCGCCAUGACCCACGUCAUCAACCAAGGGAUGGCCAUGUACUGGGGCACAUCGCGCUGGAGCUCCAUGGAGAUCAUGGAGGCCUACUCUGUGGCCCGGCAGUUCAACCUGAUCCCGCCCAUCUGCGAGCAGGCCGAGUACCACAUGUUCCAGCGCGAGAAGGUGGAGGUGCAGCUGCCCGAGCUCUUCCACAAGAUAGGAGUGGGCGCCAUGACCUGGUCCCCUUUGGCCUGUGGCAUCGUUUCCGGAAAGUAUGAUGGUGGCAUCCCACCCUACUCGAGAGCCUCCUUGAAGGGCUACCAGUGGCUGAAGGACAAGAUCCUGAGUGAGGAGGGCCGGCGCCAGCAGGCCAAGCUGAAGGAGUUGCAGGCCAUCGCCGAGCGCCUGGGCUGCACCCUCCCCCAGCUGGCCAUAGCCUGGUGCCUGAGGAAUGAGGGGGUCAGCUCCGUGCUCCUGGGCGCUUCCAGCGUGGACCAGCUGAUGGAGAACAUUGGAGCUAUACAGGUCCUUCCAAAACUGUCGUCUUCCAUUAUCCACGAGAUCGAUAGUAUUUUGGGCAAUAAACCCUACAGCAAAAAGGACUACAGAUCCUAAGAAGCCCCGGCCACUUGCCCGGACAGUUUCCGUUUCCCUCCUAGUCUCUGUUCGCUCGCUUAAGCUGUUCUGAAUCCAAGUCAAGAGUGUGGUUCGCAUCAAAAAGAAAACAACGCACCAAGACGUCAUCGGGAAAAGAUCUCUUAAGUCGCUGCAAGACUCCGUCUGCUGCUUCGCAAGACCGAUGUCAGAUCGUGCCAGGGAGACGGCAUUGAUUAGGAAGGACAUUCGGUCAGUCCCACCCAAGCCCACCGCCUCUGCUCAUCCUCCAAGAAGAAACCACCACGUGUUCUCCCAGCCAUGGCCCUUCUCAGAGACUCCUCAAGUCCAGGCCAGGCCAAGACCCGGUUGGGUCCUGUGGGCAGGCAGGGCUGGCCUCUCCUCUGCCAAGAACCCCCACCUGGUGUUGGGGGAGGGAAAGAGGACACCGGAUCUGGCUCUUCCUGUGUCCCCCUCUGCCAGGGCCCUGGCUCUCCCCACUGGGGGUUUCCCUCUUGCCAAGGGCUCUGGGUUCCUUCCACUGGGGCUGACCUCAGAUUCUUCCCCAACCCCCUUCUCCACCACCACCCACCCCAGUGGGUCUCUGAGGGGCCUUCCGUUCUGUCCCUUGACACCUACCUCCUCCCUUGCUGGCAGGGGCAGGGAUCCAGGGGGAUUGGCUCUGCAGUUUGGGACACACAAAAAGUUUGGAGGUCUGAUUUCCAGCUCAUCGCCCUCUUCCUCCCUGCACACAAUUGAUGAGCCCCAUCGCAGGGAGGCCCGGAGCACUUGGGAGGGGGCCUGGGGGAGCAGGCUCCAGCCCAGGUCCCUCCAGGGCCUUGCCUGCCCUCCCUGCUGGGUUCCCAGUCUAUUACCCCUGUCCUUGCCCCAGAAGGCCCUGAGGUCGUGCAUGCUUAGCUGGACUGUGGCUGCUGACCACACAUGGGGCGGCCUGCCUCUGCUCUGCCCCAGGGUGGUGGCCUUGGGGUCUGCAGAGGGAACAUGCUGAGACCCUUUCACUGAAGGAGGGUCGGGUCCCUGGGGAUUUCCAUGCUGCGUGCCCAGGGGCUGGGGGCCUGAACACCCAGCAGCAGCCCCCUCAAUAUAGGAAAAGACCCUGGGAGCCUCUCCCUGGAGAGGUGCCCCUUCGAGGCCCCGGAUCCGUUGGAAGCGAGGUGUUCGUCUUGGGGUGCUAAGUGUCUAGGUGCUCAGAGCUUGUGACCCGGACAGACAGGCUGCAGUGCCACCCGGGGAUCCCCUUCCACACAGCCUGUGAGAGGUGAGGAUGCUGGGGUUGGUCAUUCCUUUCCAUGCGCCACCCCAGCCUGGAGCAGAUUGGGGACAGGGAGAAAGGGCAUGACAGGCACAACUGUUGGCCCUUUUGCAGCCCCAGCCUGGGGCUGGGGGGGGAUCCCCAGCCUCGGUGGUCCUGGUGGGUACCCCAGCCUUUGCUGGCUACAUGGGGGCAGGAGCCAGGCUCUACAGAUGUGCCAGCUCACUCGGUAGGGGACGCUGUGUGCCUCCUGCCCCCACCUGGGCACACCCCCCACCCUCACGCUCCCCCAUCCUGCUUUGCCCUUCAUGGAAGCUGCUGUUCCGAGAGGCCCCUCCCUGCCCCCCUGCCUUGCUCAUUCUCAAAGGGCCUGCGUCCAGUCCGGCUGGGCUGAGGCCUGGGAAAUGGGAUCUAAAGACAGCCACAGAGGCCAGGGCGGAGGUGGAGAGGGAGAGACUUCCUCCACUCCCGACCUUUGUGCUGACCCUGGAGUCUAGAACAUUCCCCUUCCUCGUAGACCAGGCCCUUGGGAGUCUUCACCAAGUCUCCUACAAGCUUCGCCCUGUAGGUGUGGGGAGGGGUCAACACCUGUGCCAGCAGAGGUCCCUGGCCUGCAGCCACUCCCCACUGUCACAGAGAGCCGUGUUCUGCUCCAAGGACAUAGCCCUGCGCUGGGGGUUUCAUGGCCCCCUCAGCCAGUCCCAGUGGCUGGCUGUGCUGAGGGGCCAGAUCACCCACAUCUCACUGGGAACAGUGGCUGGGCCCCUCCAUACUGCUGCCCCCCAGCCCACCUACUGUUGGAAGAGGGACCAGGGCCUCCAGCGGGGCAUGAGCCACACCUGGGAAAGCCAAGCCCCUGGUGGCCAGACAUUUGCCAAACAGGGAGAAACAAGGGCCCCCAGGGUUGAGCUUGGCCAAGGCCAAAAUGCCCAGAGCCAGGACCCAAGCAGCUGCCCGGCUCUGGGGCACUGUCCACAGCCUGGUUCUGAGGUGUCCUAUUUUUUCACACUCACUUGCAGGGAGGACAGGGCUCUGUUUCCUGGGGGAGGGUCCCCCGACUUAGGAAGGGCCUGGAGUAGGGGAGGGGGGCUUGGCUGGAAGCCCAAGGGCAGUCAGAGCCUGGAAACGGAAGAGCCCGGCAGGGCCAGGCACUGAGGGGGUCCUAGACCUUGGCACGGGUUUGGGACCGGGCCAGCCCUCACCCUACCUGGUUGAGGGAAGCCCCUGCCGCCUGCCAGUCAGCCUCUCGCCCUCUCCUUGAAGCAGAAUUUGCCCUGUGAGGGCCCCUCCAGGAAUGCCCACACAGGAAGCAGGCCCCGUCUGGAGGCAGGGGCGGCUCAAUCUUCCUUGUUAGUGACACGUAGAGCCCCCACCAUUUCUCACCCCAAAUCUGUGGUCAAUUCCGAGGUCUGGAGGAAUGACAGAGGGGCUUGCUCCAUCUCCUGUUCUCUUCCAGUCAUGUAAAUAAUGUGCUUUUUUUCCUUCCCUUUUUUUUUAAUGACCGUGGUUCCUCAGCUAACUGCUUCCCUACGUAGGCAGAGAUGCCACAUGCCUCGUGCUUCCAAACGACACUCAGCCGAGACACAGCCACCAUAUUUAUGGAAUGACAUAAUAAAACCCAAGCCCAUCGGGG